Molecule: messenger RNA, 2616 nt
Organism: Neocloeon triangulifer
Lineage: Eukaryota; Metazoa; Arthropoda; Insecta; Ephemeroptera; Baetidae
Exons: 7
Coding region: 21-2561 (846 amino acids)
Cellular component (GO): membrane
Molecular function (GO): ligand-gated monoatomic ion channel activity
Source: RefSeq, a predicted model, not a curated record
UUUGGCCUCAACAGAGCAAAAUGAACAAGCUUAUAUUAUCAUUAAUUUGUUUUAUUUUUACUUUCAAUAAUUCAGCAAACGGUCAGGAUGAACAACCAACACCCCCAACGACAUUUUGGAAACCUGUUUCGCAAACAGUGGUGGCAGCAGUAACCCGAGAAGAAAUUGAUGGCUACGAUAUAAAUUUUGACACAAGCUACACGCCUGAACAGCUAUUCGAAUAUGAAUUUUCAACCUCUUUUGGUUUAGAGCUGUGGUCUUUUGUCUGGGAUAAGCUAAAGCUUACGGUAAGAUUUAUCACACCACAGGGUGUUUCUGCCAAUUCGGCUAGCGCCCUUCCUCAACUUGUCUACCAAGGUGGUGCAAAUUUUGCAUUGGUUCCAACGGUCUUUGGGCCUGAGGAAACUAAAGGCCUCGUAAUCACUCAACCGACGCACAGCACAAGGUUUAAAUUAUUCAUUCAAUCUCCAACAAGCGUAUCAACUUCGCUCAGCUUGGGAAAAGUAUUUUCACCAGUUUUAUGGUUGGCUAUUGUAAUUUCAAUGCUGAUGAUGGGCGUCAUCUUGAUUUUCAUCGAAUUCGUCGGACAAAAGGCAAAAAUUAGGUCAUACCUAGCUACGCCCGCCGAUGUAGGGCAGCUUAUUAUAAUUGUAAUUGGCUGCUUCUGUUACCAAGGCGCAAUUCAAAUUGCCUCAGGAUGCUCUGGUCGAGUGCUUGUCUGGACCAGCCUGAUUUGUGGCUAUUUGAUUUAUAUCACGUAUAACACCGAGGUCAUUUCUCAGCUUACGACUGUUAGUUUUAAGCCACCUUUUGAUUCGCUUCAGGAUAUGGCCGCCAAAAAAACACAUAAACUAAUUGUUCGGAAUGACACAUCACUCCUUGAUAAUAUUAAGAUAACCAGGUUAAAAGAUGGGAAAAGAGGUCCAUUGGCUGACGUUUGGGAUCAAUUAUUGCCGAUGAAACCAAAGGCUGAUAAUCUUUACAAUAACAAAAGUGAAAUUAAACGACUAUGCAAAGAAAAUGUUGCCUUUCUGGACUCUGAACUUGCUAUCCCUCCAAAGGAUCAACAAAUUUCCAAAUGCAACGUGAUGACACUGAAAGAUUCAUAUUUCCGGUCCAACUUGGGCUUUGUUUUAAAUCAAAAUAACACAUACAAUCGGCAAAUUAUCAAAAUGUUCAAUCGUAUGAGAGAGACUGGAAUAAUAAAUCGAAUGAGAAGAUACAUUGACCAGCCGGAUGUAGGACCUUUGAAGCCCCUGCCUGAUUUAAAUCCAAUUGACAUAGACACCCUCAUCCCAAUGUUGGUAGUUUUGUAUAUGGGAAUGGCUGCAAGUAUCAUCACGCUUGGAUUGGAAAUUGCAUUCAAGCGAGGUGGCGGCGAAUUGAUUAAGAGGAUGAACGAAAGAGGCUUUUAUACGUGGAAAGACUUAAUUUGUUUCUGGAAGGUAAGAAAACCAGAACCUGCUGAAGAGGAGGAAUCAUCAAGUGAUGAAGACAGCGACACGGACGUGGAGCAGCCACCACAGCAGAAAACAGCACCUACGAUAAAAAUCUCCACCACCCCACAACAGCCGAUUAAAGUGAGGAGCACUAACGAGAAACCAAGUUCAUUAAAUAAGUAUCCAGUAAAAGCUGAAUUUAUUAAAAAUGGAGCUAACGACGAAAAGAAAUCAAAUUUAAUUAACAAAGAUAAUUUCGUUCCACCUGAAUUUAGAUUAAAUGAUGGAAAGGACUUUUUGCGCAAUUACAUCAACGAAAAUCAGAAUAAACCACGACCCUUCCGGCGGCAGAACAGAAUUUCAGACUUGACCUCAAUGUUGCCCAAAACGGUAACAGCAAGUUCGAACCCACAGUAUCUGGACAAAAAUAUAGUCGGAGGUCACGACUCCAGUCAGGAGAGCAACAAUUUUGAAAGCCCUCGACCUGACCGAAGAUCCCCCGCACCUGCCAGGUCAUCAGCAGCAAACAUAGAAUUAAAACCUGAAAAGAUCCCCGAAAAACCUGUUUUAUAUGUAAAUAUCCCCAGAGGCCAAAUUUCUAAUCAAAUUCUGCAAACGGAAAAGGAUCCACCUGCCAAUAAUCAAAAACCAAAACCUGAAAGCAACCCGACUCUGCCGGUGAGAAGGACGCGAUUUUCACUGCCGGAACCAGCAAAGGCACCAACAACUCCUAUUAAAUCGUUCCCACCCACCCCUCAUUACAACCCUGAGGAUUUGGCAAAACCGAUAAAGCUGUCAAGAGAGGAACUGCUAAAAAAACAAACUCCACCUGAGCCACUGCAGAUUCCUCGAAGGAGGGAAAGCCGCCCAAAAUCAGAAGGUCAAGAGAGGAACCGCGCCCAAAUUCCUCCAACCCAGGAAACCGUUGAUCUCUUUCCCAUAAAUUUAAAUCAAAUUCUGGCCGGCAGACAAAACGCUGCUCCUCCAAACCAGAAUGUCCCGAAUUUGCAUUUGUCUCUUGAUACUAAUGGAUUUUUAGACCGACACACCAUCAUUGACAUGAAUUUAGCUCGGCGGAUGCGCCAAAAUCGUGACCCGGAUCCGUUCAGUGGGCUCGAAUAAUUUAAUUUUUAUUAUCAUCAUUUAUCAUAAAUGUAGUGCCGCGUGAUUCACGUUU